Molecule: messenger RNA, 280 nt
Organism: Entrophospora candida
Lineage: Eukaryota; Fungi; Glomeromycota; Glomeromycetes; Entrophosporales; Entrophosporaceae
Source: the annotation of a GenBank genome assembly
UGGAUUUUUUCAUCAUAAGCGUGACUUUUCCUUAGUUUAUAAUGAUCUUGAGGCCAAAGUUGAUAGAUAUCCAAAUGGAAAUAUCGCUUCAGAACCAAUUAUGCAACAAGAUUUUAAUGAUGUCCACAGCUUGAAUCGACUGGUCAAGCUUGACAAACCAAAAACAAAACAAACUCAUAUUCCACCUAAAACUUCUGAUAAAAGACGAGGACAGAUUGACUUAACACAUGCUUGUUGGGGUUUAAAGGCAGAGGAUUCACUUCCUGAAUCAUAUUUUUAA